AUGCCCUGCAUGGCCUGCCGGGACAGGUGGCUUCUCACACGUGGGUCCUCUGCAGCGGGCCCCAGGAGUAUCACUGGUGAGACUGUGUGGCAAAGCAGCUCUCACAGGCUCGCCCGAGGAGGGUGUUCUGGGGCUGGAUGCAGUGUUGCCCUGCUGAAUGAGACAGAGUCGGUGUUGUCGUACCUUGAUAAAGAGGAUACCUUCUUUUACUCCUUGGUGUAUGACCCUUCAGUGAAAACAUUAUUAGCUGACAAAGGGGAAAUCAGAGUGGGACCAAAGUACCAGGCCGACAUUCCAGACAUGCUACCAGAAGGAGACUCAGAUGAGAGGGAACAAUCAAAAUUGGAAGUUAAAGUUUGGGAUCCCAAUAGUCCACUUACGGAUCGACAGAUUGACCAGUUUUUAGUUGUAGCCCGUGCUGUUGGGACGUUUGCCCGCGCCCUGGAUUGCAGCAGCUCCGUGAGGCAGCCCAGCUUGCAUAUGAGUGCGGCUGCAGCGUCCCGAGACAUCACCUUGUUCUAUGCCAUGGAUACACUGUACAGGCACAGCUAUGACCUGAGCAGUGCCAUCAGUGUCCUUGUGCCACUUGGAGGACCAGUCCUGUGCAGAGGUGAGAUGGAGGAGUGGUCGGCCUCCGAAGCCAGCUUGUUCGAAGAGGCUCUGGAGAAGUAUGGCAAAGACUUCAAUGACAUCCGUCAGGACUUUCUCCCGUGGAAGUCCUUGACGAGCAUCAUUGAAUAUUACUACAUGUGGAAAACUACUGACAGAUACGUGCAGCAGAAACGCCUAAAAGCAGCCGAAGCCGAGAGCAAACUGAAACAAGUAUAUAUCCCAACUUACAAACCAAAUCCCAACCAGAUAUCCACCAGCAAUGGCAAGGCUGGCACUGUGAACGGAGCUGUGGGGGCCGCGUUCCAGCCCCAGAACAUCCACCUCAGCUUUUUAGACAGAUUCUCUCACCCAAAUCCCUGCUGUGUUUGA
Messenger RNA from Microtus oregoni (creeping vole), 981 nucleotides. Its product is annotated as metastasis-associated protein MTA3-like. The transcript is spliced from 2 exons. Bases 1 to 981 code for a protein of 326 amino acids. Lineage: Eukaryota; Metazoa; Chordata; Mammalia; Rodentia; Cricetidae. The record is from RefSeq and is a predicted model, not a curated record. Gene Ontology annotation, biological process: negative regulation of transcription by RNA polymerase II. Gene Ontology annotation, cellular component: nucleoplasm; NuRD complex. Gene Ontology annotation, molecular function: transcription coactivator activity; transcription corepressor activity; histone deacetylase binding.